AUGAACUUCAAACCUAUCAUCGGACAGAAUAUUGAUACAGACCCCAGGCAUAGUUUUUGGACAGAUGUAUUCAAUAUUAUUGAAGGCGGUAGCAUUAACAUAACUCAAGGGGAUAUUAGCACAGCUGUACAGUAUGUGGAUAAAUCACAACAACAAGAAGGACCUAAUUCCAAAUCUGUACUAUUGUCUAAGGCAUAUAUAUCUCCAGAGACGACUAGAGAAUUGACAAUGAAACACAAUUUCGUAAUGUCUACGCUACCAAGAAAAUUACAUAAAUCCACAUACGUGAAGGGUGCCAAUGGAAUUGUUAUUAUUGGAGGACAGAAGUUUUCAUGGUUAUCUUAUCUUUCUUUGGUGGCUUUGAGGAAAUCUGGAUCAAAUAUCCCAGUGGAAAUAGUAAUGCCCCAACACGAAGACUUCGUUCAAGAACAAGAAUUCUGUCAAAAAACCCUACCCAAGUUGAAUGCGAGAUGUGUUGUUCUAGCAGAAUCCUUAGGAGCUGAGGUUAUGUUUAAAUGGUCGUCCAAUUUUGCUAACUAUCAAUUAAAGUCACUAGCUUUGAUGGUUUCAAGCUUUCAGAAUGUACUAUUGUUGGAUUCUGACAACAUUCUUGUUCAAAACCCGGAUUCUCUCUUCACAAGUAAAUUAUUCAAAGACUAUGGAAUGGUAACUUGGCCAGACUACUGGGAAAGAACAAUAUCUCCAGUAUUUUACGACAUAAGCGGGUUGAAGGUGAAUGAAGAUAAACGCGUAAGGUACAACAGAUUCCCCUUAGCGACUCCCGAUGGGCUAACAAGCAACUUGAAUACGAGAGAAUCUAUAGCUGAUGAGGUGCCUUAUCAUGAUCUAGAAGGUGCCAUUCCCAACUUAUCUACAGAGUCAGGUCAAGUUUUAAUCAACAAGGAUACCCAUGCGUGUACUUUAUUGUUGUCGAUGUAUUACAACAUGUUGGGUCCAAACUUGUAUUAUAAGUUAUUUUCCUUGGGAGAACAGGGAGAGGGUGAUAAAGACACUUUUCCUGCGGCGGCUAGUGUGUGUGGAGAGAAUUUCUAUCAGGUUAAGUCAUUUAUACGAACGUUUGGCUACUUUGAUGACGGUGGUAAUUUUCAAGGUGUGGCUAUGGGUCAAAAGGAUCCGCUCGGUGAUUACGAAAAGUAUCAAAAAUAUUUGGAAACUCCUUCAAAAUCAAAGGAAAAUAAACAUAUACCUAUCAAGUCCCAAAUUGAGAACAUUGACAACUUACAGAAAGAGCACUUCUCUGGAGAUUCUGGAAAACUAUUUGCCAUUCACUGUAACUUUCCAAAAUUUGACCCUGUAGGUUUGCUUGCGAGAGAAGAUUUGUGGGAUGCUGAAAACAAGAGGCUUAAAUAUCGACUUUUUAGUGGAUUCACCUAUGAUGAUCCUAACAUCAAAGCAAAGACUUUGGAUUUCGAAUUAGAGCAAUGGAAAAACAUCGAGAAAGCUCUUUGCAGCGAGACAAUCGAUUUUCCGUACUUUAAGUCAGAGAAUAUUGAAGAAAUAUGUACGCUUGCAAGAAACCAAGUGAGAUUCCUUCAAAGUGUUCCAUAA
Molecule: messenger RNA, 1569 nt
Organism: Yamadazyma tenuis ATCC 10573
Lineage: Eukaryota; Fungi; Ascomycota; Pichiomycetes; Serinales; Debaryomycetaceae
Gene: MNN23
Product: Mnn23p
Biological process (GO): mannan biosynthetic process
Cellular component (GO): Golgi apparatus
Molecular function (GO): alpha-1,2-mannosyltransferase activity
Source: RefSeq, a predicted model, not a curated record